GCGGGCUUGUGGGCGGUGUUCCACUUUGGAGGUUCAACUAAGUCCGAGGUUAAAGGCCUACUGAAAGCCACUACUAGCGACCACGCAGUCUGAUAGUUUAUAUAUCAAUGAUGAAAUAUUAACAUUGCAACACAUGCCAAUACGGCCUUUUUAGUUUACUAAAUUGCAAUUUUAAAUUUCGCGCCAAGUAUCCUGUUGAAAACGUUGCGGUAUGAUGACACGUGCGCGUGACGUCACGGAUUGUUCCAGCCCGAUCCCAGCUAUAAGUCUGCUUUAAUCGCAUAAUUACACAAUAUUCUGGACAUCUGUGUUGCUUAAUCUUUUGCAAUUUGUUCAAUUAAUAAUGGAGACGUCAAAGAAGAAAGAUGUAGGUGGGAAGCUGUGUAUUGCGGUUGCCUUUAGCAACAAAAACACAGCCGGUGUUUCCUUGUUUACAUUCCCGAAGGUGAAGCUUUACUAUGAAACAGAGCGGUCAAGCGAACAUGGGUCUCUACCACAUGUCAACCGGCAGGUUUCGGUGAGAAAAUUGUGGUAAUGAGUCAGCUCUUACCGUAGACAUGAGCGGAGCUUACGUCGUUCCUCGUGCACCUGUCAAAGACGAAGCUGCGGACUCUUUUGCCUCCUCCGACUGGCCGCCCCCAAACGUGGGAUGCUUCCACCGUGGAGGAGGGAGGGGAGAAAAAUCUCAGCCCGGCCCUAAUGGCUGCCUUUGCUUCGCCUCGUCGAGAAACAUGGCUUCCCUCAGAGACACUGGCGGUCACCACACUCGUGGCCACACCCCUCCGACUUUUAGUAAAACACUAGUAACACUAGAUAAGGGAUUUUCUAUAAUUAUCCUAGUAAAUGUGUCUAACAACAUCUGAAUCGCUCUGCCGUCUAUUUAUUUUUUCCCCCCCUAGUCCUUUACUCUCACUAUCCUCAUCCACAAAUAUUUCAUCCUCGCUCAAAUUAAUGGGGAAAUCAUCGUUUUCUCGGUCCGAAUCGCUCUCGCUGCUGGUGGCCAUGAUUGUAAACGAUGUGAGAAGCUCCACAACCCGUGACGUCACACGCACAUCAUCUGCUACUUCCGGUACAGGCAAGGCUUUUUAUUAGCGACCAAAAGUUGCAAACUUCAUCGUCGAUGUUCUCUACUAAAUCCUUUCAACAAAAAUAUGGCAAUAUCGUGAAAUUAUCAAGUAUGACACAUAGAAUGGACCUGCUAUCCCCGUUUAAAUAAGAACAUCUCAUUUCAGCAGGCCUUUAAACUCCAGUCUGAGACCAUUUCCCUCCAUACUUGCCAACCUUUAUAUAUAUAUAUGCACAUACACAUACACAUACACACACACAUACAUAUUUAUAUUUACAAACAUCCAUUUUCUAUCGCUCGUCCCUUUUGGGAUCGCGGGAGGUCGCAGGAGCCUAUUUCAGCUGCAUUAGGGUGGAAGGCGGGGUACACGCUGGACAAGUCGCCACCUCAUUGCAGGGCCAACACAGAAAGACAGACAACAUUCACACUCACAUUCACACACUAGGGACCAUUUAGUGUUGCCAAUCAACCUAUUCCCAGGUGCAUGUCUUUGGAGGUCGGCGGGGCCUAACCCCAGGUGUAUGUCUUUGGGGGUGGGAGGGGCCUAUCCCCAGUUGCAUGUCUUUGGAGGUAGGCGGGGCCUUUCCCCAGGUGCAUGGUUUUGGAUGUGGGAGGGGCCUAUCCCCAGGUGUAUGUCUUUGGGGGUGGGAGGGGCCUAUCCCCAGGUGCAUGUCUUUGGAGGUGGGAGGGGCCUAUCCCGAGGUGCAUGUCUUUGGAGGUGGGAGGGGCCUAUCCCCAGGUGCAUGUCUUUGGAGGUGGGAGGGGCCUAUCCCCAGGUGCAUGUCUUUGGAGGUGGGAGGGGCCUAUCCCCAGGUGCAUGUCUUUGGAGGUGGGAGGGGCCUAUCCCCAGGUGCAUGUCUUUGGAGGUGGGAGGCAGCCGGAGUAGAACCCACGCAGUCACGGGGAGAACAUACUAACUCCACACAGAAAGAUCCCGAGCCCGGGAUUGAACUCAGGACUGCUCUAAAUAUCUCAAAUCAGGGAGUACUUUUAUUUUUUGGGGUGACCAAAAUCUGACAUCUGUCACUUUUAUCAGCACGGAGGAGAACACGUCUUAUGUUAUGUUCACGGUUACUAUGGCAACAGACAUUUUCUUGGUCAGGUAAAGCCCGACAUUUCUCGUUAAAACGUACAAAUGAUUUGGCUGCGGCGAACUUUACUUUGGAAAUCUAAACGGAAGCAGCGAGCGUUUUUGUGCUAAAGCCGCUCGCGCGGUGAUGCUGAGGAGAGAGAGGGAGAGAGAGAGAAAAGAGAGAGAGAGAGCAUCUCCCCCGGGCGAGGCCCAGCGAGCAGGCGGACGUGUUAGACGCCGCACAGGCGAUCCGACCUGUGUGCAGGUGCACUUCCGCCCCGCAGAGAUGCUGGCCGUCCCGCUGGGCGGCGCGGCGUCUCGCGGCAGACACGGCCUGAGCGGCGGCGCCAAGAAGACGUCGAAAAAGUGUCGCGCCAGACGAAGCAAGCGAGGUCGGCGACGUCGGAGCAAAAGGAGCAACAACAGAGGCAACAACGGAUGUCAACAACCAUUUUUACCGCCCGAGGCAGAAGAAGGAAACAUUGAGUAUAAGCUGAAGCUGGUUAGCCCCACUCAGUACCGCUUUGAGCACCUGGCCACGCAGCUGAAGUGGCGCCUGCAGGAGGGGCGCGGCGAGGCCGUCUACCAGAUCGGCGUGGAGGACAACGGUCUGCUGGUGGGCCUGAGCCGGGCCGACAUGGAGGCGUCCAUCGCCACCCUGAAGAAGAUGGCCGACAAGGUGGGCGCCGACAUCACGGUGCUGCGGGAGCGGGAGGUGGACUAUGAGCCGGACGACAGCACGCGCAGGAUCGCCGAGGUUCUGGUGCGGAAGGUUCCGGACGAUCAGCAGUUCCUGGACCUGCGCGUGGCCGUCUUGGGCAACGUGGACUCUGGCAAGUCCACCCUGCUGGGCGUGCUGACGCAGGGCGAGCUGGACAACGGGCGAGGACGAGCGCGUCUCAACCUCUUCAGGCACCUGCACGAGAUCCAGACGGGACGCACGUCCAGCAUCAGCUUCGAGAUCCUGGGCUUCAACAGCAGAGGACAGGUGGUCGACUACAGCCACUCGCGCAGCGCCGAGGAGAUCUGUGAGAGCUCCUCCAAGAUGAUCACCUUCAUGGACCUGGCCGGACACCACAAGUACCUGAAGACCACCAUCUUUGGCCUCACCAGCUACUGCCCCGACUUUGCCAUGCUGGUGGUCAGCGCCAACACGGGAGUGGGUACCAGUCGGGAGCAUCUGGGGCUGGCCAUGGCGCUGAAAGUUCCCAUCUUCGUGGUGGUCAGUAAAGUGGACGUGUGUUCGAGGGCCACGCUGGACAAGACCCUGCGACAGCUGGAGAGACUCCUCAAGCAGCCGGGCUGUAACAAGGUUCCUCUCCUGCUCUCCUGCCCCGACGACGCUGUGGCCGCCGCACAGCAGUUCGCUCAGUCGGCCUGCAUCACGCCCAUCCUGACAGUGUCCAGUGUGUCAGGAGAAAGUCUGGAGCUCCUCAAGGUCUUCUUGAACGUUCUUCCUCCUCUGAGCAACAGCAAAGAACAAGAGGAGCUCAUGCAGCAGCUGACUGAGUUCCAGGUGGACGAGAUCUACUCGGUGCCUGAGGUGGGCACGGUGGUGGGCGGGACUCUGUACAGCGGGGUGUGUCGCGAGGGCGAGCGGCUGGUGGUGGGGCCCACGGAGCAAGGCCACUUCCUGCGCCUGAGGGUGGCGAGCAUCCAGAGGAACCGCUCGGCGUGCAGGCUGCUGAGGGCGGGGCAGGCAGCCACGCUGGCGUUGGGCAACUUUGACCGCUCGCUGCUGCGCAAGGGGAUGGUGAUGGUGAGUCCCAAGAUGAAGCCCACCGUCUGCCGGGAGUUCGAGGCCGCCAUCGUGCUCCUCUUCCACGCCAAGACCUUCCGCCGGGGGUCACAGGUCACCGUCCACGUGGGCAACGUGCGGCAGACCGCCGUGGUCCAGAGCGUCUACGGGAAGGUGCAUUUCGGCGCUACGUUCGCAAGAUGGCUGCCGGCAGGUCACGCCACUCUCUCCCCCUCGCAGGACGAGCUGCGGACCGGCGAGCGAGCCGUGGUGGGCUUCCACUUCAUCAAACAUCCCGAGUACCUGCGGACCGGCGCCAAGCUGCUCUUCAGAGAGGGCGUGACCAAAGGCAUCGGCCACGUCACCCGCCUGCUCCCUGCGGACCAGAACCUCCGGCAGAAGCAGAACCCUCACUAAAAUAAUCUCAAUUUGUGGACGCCAUCUUGGCUCCUUUCAGCACUUUCAAGGUGAAUGUACCCUUUUCUCUGCAUGCUGUGCCGACACCACCUUCUUCUUCAAUAAAUGACCUCGCUCAAGAGGAGGCGGAGUCAUGCUGAAGAUCUCAAUCUUUAAUCCUGUGACCUGAUCCCUGGCAACUGUCCAUCAUUCGGUGAAGCGUCCUGUGCGGGGGCGGACCCUCGCGCAGACCUGUCAAUCAUGGGGAAUGUUAGCGCCGCUACAUGCUAAUGCUAACUCUGGAGGACUCACCCCCAGCAGGUUGCGGGCGACGUAACCUUCGUGGUCGCCGCAUCUCGCCCACCACCACUCGUCCUCCGCCUCGUCCUCCCGCCUCAGCACCGUUACGCCCUCGCCCUCCUGGAGGCGGAGCUCAUCGCCACUCUGAGGCUCGUAGUCCCACAGGGCGUAGACCACGCCCCUAUUAAUCACCCCCAUCUUCUCCUGCACGCCUGCACUCACACAUACACACACACAUGGACUACUGUCACUAAACUAUUGGCCUUCUGUGUACUGAUUUGUGUGUCUGUAUCGCAAUCCUCGCGUCUGUAAUCCAUGUACUGAUUUGUGUGUAUCAAAAUCUGUGCAUCUGUAAUCUGUGUACUGAUUAGUGUGUCUGUAUUGCAAUAUGUGCAUCUGUAAUCGUGUAAUGAUUUGUGUGUCUGUAUCGCAAUCUGUGCGUUUGUAAUCCAUGUACUGAUUUGCGUGUCCGUAUCGUAAUCUGCGUCUGUAAUCCAUGUGUUUGUAUCGCAAUCUGUGGGUCUUUCAUCUGUGUACUGAUUUGUGUGCCUGUAUCGCAAUCUGUGCGUCUGUAAUCUGAAUUGAUGUGUGUCUGUAUCACAAACAGUGUUUGAAAUCAAUUCAUUUUGUGUGUAUUUUAACUUCUGUGUGUAUAUCAAUCUGUGCAUCUGCAAUCCAUUCACUGUGUCUGUAUCUCAAUCUGCGUGUGUGAUCAGAUCUGUGUGCGUGAUCAGAUCUGUGUGCGUGUUUUAAUUUGUGUGUCCAUAUUUUGAUUUGUGUAUGUACAAACACACAGAUGUAAAUACGGACACACAAAUUAAAACACGCACACAGAUCUCAUCACACACGCAGAUUGAGAUACAGACACAGUGAAUUGGAUUACAGAAGCACAGAUUGACAUACACACACACACAAAUUAGGACACGGACACAUAGAUCUGAUCACACACACAAAUUACAAACCCCGUUUCCAUAUGAGUUGGGAAAUUGUGUUAGAUGUAAAUAUAAACAGAAUACAUCCAUCCA
Messenger RNA from Nerophis ophidion (straightnose pipefish), 5597 nucleotides. RefSeq names its product GTP-binding protein 2-like. The record is from RefSeq and is a predicted model, not a curated record. The coding region runs from base 2284 to 4293 and encodes 669 amino acids. Gene Ontology annotation, molecular function: GTPase activity; GTP binding; translation elongation factor activity. Gene Ontology annotation, biological process: translational elongation. The transcript has 11 exons. Lineage: Eukaryota; Metazoa; Chordata; Actinopteri; Syngnathiformes; Syngnathidae.